Molecule: messenger RNA, 828 nt
Organism: Gossypium raimondii (Peruvian cotton)
Lineage: Eukaryota; Viridiplantae; Streptophyta; Magnoliopsida; Malvales; Malvaceae
Exons: 2
Coding region: 1-828 (275 amino acids)
Source: RefSeq, a predicted model, not a curated record
AUGAGGAUGGUAGUGGAUGCCUUUGCUAAUGGUACUCUGAUUUCUAAGUCUUAUAAUGAAGCUUACGAAAUUAUUGAGAGGAUUGCCAGUGACAAUUAUCAAUGGCUGACCAAUCAAGCAACAUCGAGAAGGCGAGUCGUUGGAAUACAUGAAGUGGACGCUCUCACUUCACUUACAUCUCAGGUAUAUUCAAUAUCCUCAAUGCUUAAGAAUCUUACCACUAAUGGGUCUAACAGUUUUGUAGCCCAACCACCUAACCAAUUUGAGAAUAUAGACUGUGUGUAUUAUGGGGAAGGACAUUUGUUUGAAGAAUGUCCAUCGAACCCCGAAUUCGUAUAUUACAUGGGUAACCAAAACCAAAACCAAGGGAGGCAAGGACUGCAAUCUAACUUUUAUAACUCAUCAUGGCGAAAUCACCCGAAUUUUUCCUGGAGUAACCAAGGGGCUGGAACCAGGAAGGAACAUUGUAAGGCAUUGACAUUGAGGAACGGAAAGACAGUAGAGUCCAACACUGUCGAAGUUGGAAAGGAGCAAGUUGAUGCUCAAGAUUCAAAAGAAGUUCAACCAAGUGUUGAAAUUCCAUUUUCACUAGAACCAAAAUCUGCAAAACUCAACAAAGUAACCUCAAGACUAGCUAAUUCUGAUCAACUAACAAUGUCGUUAGAUGUAGAAUUGCCGCCAAAUAUGAAUCAACCAGAAUCAGUCCCAGUAAUAAAACCACCACCACCCAACACUCAAAGACUUCACAUGAACAUCCCAUUGGUUGAAGCACUUGAGCAAAUGCCGAACUACGUCAAGUUCAUGAAAGAUAUCUUGUCUAAGAAAUGA